Messenger RNA from Heterostelium album PN500, 501 nucleotides. RefSeq lists its product as uncharacterized. The record is from RefSeq and is a predicted model, not a curated record. The coding region runs from base 1 to 501 and encodes 166 amino acids. Lineage: Eukaryota; Evosea; Eumycetozoa; Acytosteliales; Acytosteliaceae. The transcript has a single exon.
AUGAAACCAGGAUUGGUUGGAUAUUAUCCAUUUGAUAAUAAUCUCAAUGAUAAGAGUUCAAAUCUUAAUAUUGGUUCUUCAACUGGAACAGUUAAUUUUGCUCCAAGUACACUAUCAUCAAAUUUUGGAUGGUCAUUUGGAGGAUAUUCAUUCAAAGCAUUCCAAGUACCAUAUUCUGUAAGAAUGGAUCCAACAAUAGUCGCUGAUAUUGAAAAGCCAGUUGUUUAUCGAUUCAAAUUCACUCAAUCAAAUGCUGAUAGAUUCUAUUAUACAACCGAUAGUUCAUUCACUUCAAGUGGUUGGGUGUAUGAUGGUGUUGCUUUCCUAGUAUAUGGAUCAAAUAUUAGAAUUACUUCUGCCAUACCAGUUUACAGACAUUCAAUAUCAUUUGGAUCAGGAUUAGUUUAUCGAUAUUCAACUGAUCCAAAUAUUGGAAGUUGGACAAAUGAAGGUAUUGCUUGGUAUACAACAAGUGAUUCAACACCAGUUCCCAUUGUUUAA